GGAAGAUGAAGGAGAAAUUUGGCCUGAGACGGGACAUCUUUAAAGAGUUCCUGGCGGAAUUUCUUGGGAUAUUUGUCCUGAUAUCUGGAGUGUCCUGGCCUGCACCUGUCUGAGCUCAACCUGUCACCUCUAAGAGUCUGCUUUAAAGCCUGUGAAAACACCUCAUAGAAGGCGUACAGUGUCCACAACAAUCCUACUUAUCAAAACACCCUCCUAGUUUCUCAACACCUCCGCCCCCAACUCCUGUGCACCUUAAAAAUGUGAUGAACUGAAACCCUGUUUUGGACAAAUUGUCUGUGGCAGUCAGGGGCUUUUUGGGAACAAGAGGACUAGUGUUAAUGCUCUUUGGAUGCGGUUCAGUGGCUCAGGCGGUGCUGAGUAAAGGGGCUCUUGGGGAGCCGCUCACCAUCCAUGUCGGUUUUACCCUGGGAGUCAUGAUGGCCGUCUACAUUGCAGGAGGAGUGUCAGGAGGUCAUGUGAACCCUGCUGUCUCCCUGGCCAUGGUCAUUUUAGGAAAGCUACCACUGAAGAAGUUUCCAGUGUAUGUAGCAGCUCAGUUCUUGGGAGCUUUUGCUGGAUCCUGUGCAGUCUUUGGCUUGUAUUAUGAUGCUUUGAGGGAAUUCACCAAUGGAGAGUUUGCAGUAACUGGUGCCAAUGCAACAGCUGGUAUAUUUGCAUCGUAUCCUGCAAAACAUCUUUCUGUCAUUAAUGGAUUUGUUGAUCAGGUUAUUGCAACUGCUGCACUGGUCCUCUGCAUCCUGGCCAUCACUGACAGAAAGAAUAUCGGUGCCCCCAAAGGCAUGGAGCCUUUGUGCAUCGGUUUGAUCAUCUUGGCCAUUGGGGUGUCCAUGGGUCUGAACUGUGGGUAUCCCAUAAACCCAGCACGAGACCUUGGCCCGCGGCUCUUCACGGCUGUUGCUGGAUGGGGCAUGGAUGUGUUCAGGGCUGGAGGCUGCUGGUGGUGGAUUCCUGUGGCAGGGCCCAUGGUGGGUGGAGCAGUUGGAGCUGGAAUUUACUUUCUUAUCAUUGACCUGCACCAACCAGAGUCCGACAGACAGGUGGAUAACAACGUCCAGGACAAAUAUGAAAUUGUUACCAUGAAUUAAAGCUUUCAUCAAAGAUAUCCAAGCAAAAUCUUUUUAAAAAAGGGCAAAACAGCACUGCAGUACGUUUUUACAUUCAGGAAUACAAUGAAAAGCCUGCGUUUAAUACAAAACAUGCACACUAUGAGCAAUUUCACAACUGCAUAGAUGUCGUAUUUAUAAAUGCAUGAAUGUUUUCUGGAGCCUUUGAAACUUAUUUUGUAAAAGUGUAACUCCCACAUACAUUUACAUGUGUAGUUCUUUUAGUUUAGCAGAAAUGUAGAUUUUUUUUAAUAGCUUAAAACAGUUUUCUCUCUGCAAGCAGCCCUUUUUAAACAAAGUAUUCUAUUAUUAAAUCUAUCGUAUAAUUAAAAACUAAGUAAAACUAAAUAAGAUAAAACUGAAACUUUGAAAUAAAAAGGUGAAAAUGCACACCGGUAAUUAUUUUAGAUCAUUGUGAGGGAUUAUCAUGAAUAUUCCCUCUUGUAGUCUAAUUUAUUUUCCUCUGAUUUCCUGAUUUGUUGAAAAAUGAAUAGAACAUCUGUUUAGAGACAUGUUAUGUCAUGUUAAGUAUACUGCAGACCUGUCACACAUUGCACAUAUUGCAGGAAUAAAAUAUUUUAGCCUUGACAAUAUGACCGUUUGACACAUUUACACUGUCUAACCUUUUGAGCUGUGAAGUAAAGGGUCAGUUUUAAAUUCUGUCAACUAUGUCAGCCCUCUUUUGCAUCAUUCAGUAGCCUAUUUGGAGAGUUUUUACUUUAUAGUGGCUGUUUAGUGAUUUCUCUGCUUGCUUGCUUUUGACAUCUCCUCUUGUUUGACUAUUGCAGAGUUUGUUUACAGCAAUAUACCAAAAUAUAUCUAGUUACCAACAACCUAGAAGUUGAUACUUCAGGGGGGUUUUUUGUCAAAAAAAAAAAAGAAUUUGUAAUUUUUACAUAGUGUAUUGAUAUGUUUGUGUUGUGACUUUCUUACACAUUUUGUACUUUAUCCUUUGCAUGCUUGUAAAAAUGCUUUGUUAAUUUAUUGUGUUUGAAGUUUUGUAGUUUUUAGAUAAUCCAGCCUUAAAUACUUUUACUGCUAUAUGACCUACUUUUUCACUAAUGACAGACAUUUCUAUGAUACCUAAACUGAUUUUUGUAACCUACAUUACGUAGUUUUUAGGGUACAAGUUUGUACUAAAAAGGCAAGACUAAUUAGGCUAUUACAAAAAAAAUAUUUUUUGAGUCCAAUAAAAGUUUUGACAAUGAAAAUAUGAUCAUUGUAAUUUUUCUAAUUGGUUAUGAAAGCAAAUAUUCAAAUAUAUUUAAAAUUUAAAGGGUUUAUUGUCAGAUGUGCACAUUAAGAAAACAAGUUUCCCUGUACAAGGAAAGUCUUACUUUGCUCUUCAUUCUAAAUUCCACAAAAUGUUUAAGGUUAAAUACAAACAGAAGAAAAAAAGAGAAAAUAGAAAAGGAUAAUUACAGGAUAACUGAAAAGAAGCAUAAUAACUAAACAUUAACACAAAUGUGCAAAAAAGACUGUCCUGAGGUAAACAGUAUGAUACAUGCAGUUAUUUAAUAAUGGUAUAUGUAAUAUUUGGUAUAUGUAUAUUUAAAUAUGCUAUAUGAUGCAGAAUGAAAUUUGUGGAUUUUUUUUAAAAGGGCAAAACCACAAAUUUGCAACCACAAAUCUGAUGUCUAACAUGUUUCAGAAUGAAAAUACUUAAAGCAGAUGAAAUCAGAGCUCACUUUGUGAGCAUAAGCAACAAGAAGCAUGCAGACCUCUACUAACACAUUUACAGAUUGUUAAUAUUACCACAUGUUUUAGUGACACUGUGAUCUUUAAAUAAUCAGGUACAUGGGGCCUCAAUGGAAUUAACACAAAAAUGCUGUAUUGAGAAGUUGUGUUAUUUACCCCACUCAACCAUAUUAUUGCUGUUUUAUUUUGUGAAGUAACUAUUUUUUGUCAUAUUACAUUCUUAUCCUACAAGGAUAUUAUAGAUGCAACAAUACAAGACAACAAAACAUUUUUGUUAGCAAAGAUGUAUGACCUGUUCAUCACUGACCUAAAUAUGUUAAUUCUUUCUGUCACUAUGAGCAAAUAAAAAUCUAUUUUUCCACUGAA
Oryzias latipes (Japanese medaka) is the source of this 3188-nucleotide messenger RNA. The record is from RefSeq and is a predicted model, not a curated record. NCBI's taxonomy places the organism in Eukaryota, Metazoa, Chordata, Actinopteri, Beloniformes, Adrianichthyidae.